Coregonus sp. 'balchen' is the source of this 11851-nucleotide messenger RNA. The record is from the annotation of a GenBank genome assembly. NCBI's taxonomy places the organism in Eukaryota, Metazoa, Chordata, Actinopteri, Salmoniformes, Salmonidae.
AUCGAGGCCAAAGAGGCGUGCACCUGGCUCCGGGCUGCCGGCUUCCCACAGUACGCCCAGCUGUACGAAGGUAAGGACCCCUAAGAACCCCUGCUACAGCCGUCCACAGCUGUGCCUGAUCUGUCCCGGUGACAAUCGAAGGACCAUGGCAAAUCGGAAAAGCUAGCAUCAUCGCUGGCCCGAGCGUUCAGAUUUUUUGCCAAUGUCCCUUUUCCCACAGACCGUGUGAAAAUGUCACAGUAACAGUGAAAUCCUGGUGUUGUUAGAUUUUUUAGGUCACGUGAACUUUGGGAUAGUUGUUUUCUUACCAAAUAUCAGGCCAAAUUAACGUUACACAGUUCAUAUCUUGCCAUCUGAUGAAGUCAUGGUUGAUUUUAGAGAGAGAGAAGAGAGAGAGAGAGAGAGAGAGAGAGAACCCACCCUUUAUUUUCUUCCAGUCUGUCGACCCGUCCGUUUUCAGACUAACUCUAUGUGACAGACUGUCGUGACCUAAAAUGUUGAACCUCAAAAGUUAAUUUGAACAAAUUAACUCGCUAUGCUAAUUUUAAUGGGCAAACACAAGAUAGGCUGUUCUGUUGACAUCCUCUCUAAGUCGGUAUUUUUAUUGAACUAUAGCUGAAUGCAAGGACAUUCUAUAGCCUUUAGAGCAAUCCAAUGGCACGCAAGACUCCUCUUUUCCUGUCCUCUGUCCUGCAGUCUCAAUGGUACUCCAAUCCUUUUAUCAUUUUAAGUGCUAAUUCACCCCUGCCCACCAAGUUGCCUUGCUUAUGCAGAAAUACACACACCCCACACACACACACACAGACACACACACACAUUCCUGAGGGGCCAGCGGUGUGUUUUUUGUUUUGCCUCAGUGAACCUCAAUGUUGCAGACACACAAGUGAAACAAUUGCCAAAACCCUAAAGCCAAAAGGUAUUCUCAUACGUAACCUAAAAACGUGCCUGCACAGAGCAUAGCCUUUUAUGUAAUCCAAGGGACCUUAAAGCAUGAUAAAACUAGCUUUGUCAACAGUCCAUUAGUUGUUGCCAUUGAACCGUGCUAGGUAUGCUAGCUGCCAAGAGACUGGGAUGUUCGCCAUGUUUUUGGACAGGUGAUUAAGGUUGUGUGUGACAGCCGACACACACACACACACAGAGAAGCACACACACACACACACACACGCAGAGGCACACACACACAUACAAAGAGAGGUACACACACACCAACACACACGCCAAACCGUCCAUCCGACAGCUUUGUGAUGAGCUAUGCUGACUCAUACCAGGUCACACUGAUGAUUCCGCACUCAGUACAGAACUCCUGCCUUACACACGACACAUUCCCCCCAGUCUAUUAUCCCAGGACAUUCUCUGUUCUAUUGUCUCUGGCUGUAAAGGACUCCUGCCCCACAGUAGAUAAGGCAGACAGAUAGUACUGUCACAGUACAGUAUGUGAAAGGUGAAUAGAAAAGCUGCCGUUUUCUUAUCACCUUUGACCCUUAGGCUUGCGUCCAAAAUGGCACACUACUUUUAACCAGGGCCCAUAGGUUUCUGGUUAAAAGUAGUGCACUAUAAAGGGAAUAGGGUGUGAUUUGGGACACAGGAGGCUAGGAGCUGUAGGAUACCCUCACUAGGGCUAGGUCAUCAUUGCAUUAUUGUCUUCAUCCAAUACAUACCCUUAUAAUUGAUCUAUCCAUCUUUUCUUUCACACGUUUUCUUUACUCAGUUCUUCAUUAGCAGACAUCAAUGGGGGUCCAAGUCUGCGUCCCAAAUGGCACCCUUUUCCCUUUGGGCCCUGGUCGAAAGUAUUGCACUAAAAAGGGUUAUAUUUGGGACACAGACCCAGUGACUUCUUAAUAGAGUGAGUUUGAAUCCCAGAUUGCCCCUUUAAUAGAGUGAUAUAGAGAAGAGAGAGAGGUAAGCAGAGGACUCCUUUAAUGGGGGAGUACCUAUUGUCAUUCCCCUGUCGACCCCCGCCACACACUCACCCCCCUGCUGCCCAGGUCUGAAUGGUACAGCUGUGUUUGUUUGGCCGGCUAAGACGGCACUUCCUCUUAGCUUUUCAUUGUGGUGUGGGAUGUGUGUGGGUUGUGUGUGGGAUGAAAUAAAAGUGAAAUAAACAGUAAAAACGUGAAACAUACACUCUCUUUUUAUGUAAAAACAUUAUUAAACACCGCACACGGCCGAAAAAAAAACAGCGAAUAAAAAAACAAAAGCGCAUAAACCCCGCAAUAAAGCGCAGCCCCGCACGCCCUCAGUCCUCAGAAAGGUCCCUCCAGUAUAUACUUCUCCUUUUCUAGUUUACUGGCAAAAUUCAUAACCCCUUUAAAUGUGAGGAGGCAAGUGAAUGAAAAUAUCUAAAGGCAGACGCAAAGGCGGGGGCGAGCGAAGACAGCUUUUUUACUCCUCCCUUUGAACCAAAAAGGCUAUAUGCUAAGAAUUAAGCAAGACAAAAAAAUGAAAAAACAAAAGGGUUUUGGGGAAGAUCCAAAAGUUUCAUCCUUCACCUUCCCUCUUCCGUAAAAUUUUUUCAAAUCUUUGGAUCGUUUCCCGAAAACUCUCAACCAGAAAACUUCCUUUCUUCUUUUCCUUCUUUCAGGGCUUGUUCCCCAUGAGUUUGUGCUUGAAAAGGGGACCAUGAUCCUGGGACACGAGAUGCAUCGAGGCUCUGUGCAGGUCAGACUUCUCCUCCUCCUCUCUUUUUCUUCAUCUGUCUCCAGAAGUGAACAACUGAACCGUGUAGGCUUCUCUAGGUAUCUGACCUCCUAGCACGCGAACAGCAAACCGAAAAGACAUCAGAAACGAGAGAGAAGAAGCAAGAGAAGCCGAGGGAACGCAAAAGAGGAGGACCGAAGAACAGAGGAGGCGAAGACAAUGCGAGAGGAGAAAAGGACGAGGCAGCAAGAAAGAGGGAAGAAAAUACAGAUGAGGGAAGCAGAACAGAGACAAGAAACAAAGCAGAGCGAAGAAACAGCUCCCCUCCUCUCAUUCACCUCUCUAUGUCCUUCCUCCUCUCUUUCUCAACCUUCACCCAAUUUAUGUUCCAUUGUAUAUUUAUUCUUUCCAUUCUCUAAAUUUCUCUAUCUCUUCAUCUUCUCUGUCAAAACUGCAGUAAGGGUAGGCAUAGUGAAGAUAGUGAAGAAAGUAUAUCUUCAAAGAUGGCAUGCUCCGCAGGUUGAGUUUGAGAUGAAAGAGCAACGCGAUAAGCCUCUCUUUUCUCUCUCUGUCUCUUUCUCUCUAUCUCUCUUCUUACUCCUUCCUGCUUUCUCUGGCUCUUAUCUCACUCCGUCUCUUUCUCUCCGCAUCCAUCACUCUUGUCUUGCUUUCACUCUGCCUCUCUCUGUACUCCCCUCUCUCUCUUUCAUUAUGCUUUUAUCUCGUCACUUUUUCCACACGUCCCCUCUCUCUCUCUCUCUGUGCUACAUGCACCGUGGGGGCUGUGAAUGUUUACUUCUUUCCCAUUAGAGACGUUUCGUAUCGUUGUCCUGUUCUCUCCAUCUCUCCGUCUUAUCGCUCCACAUUCCCUCCCUCGCUCCGGCUCCACGGUCACGCGAUGUUCUUGUUGUCGUUUUUUAAAGAAAAUACAUCUAGAACAUUCCCUCCUUUCACCACACCUGGGCGGCUUCUAGGCCUAAGGGGUUUGUGGGGAACAUUCAAAGGGCUAUAGAUCAUAUUAUAUAAUGCAAUGUCAGUGGUAAAGCUCCUGUGAUAACAGUACAGUGGUGGCUGGUGGCACUUUUAAUAGCAGAGGUGAAUAAAGAUGGCGGCCCCCAUGCAAUACCACAAAUUCUUCGUUUUGCUAGGUUUGCCUGUUGUACAUCGCUCUCCGUUACUCUUUUUUUGUAUGGUCAUUGGCAAAGUAUACAUUAUCCCAAUUUUAGCUUCAAGACGCCUGCAAUUUGAAAAACAGAAAAAGCAUUUUUGUGCUAAUUUAGUGGCACAUUAAACAUUCAGUGGAUAGUGCUAAAACAAUGACGUCAUCUCUGAAUUCUGCCAUCUUUAUGCAUGUUCGCCAUUGGAGGACGGGCUAAAAGUAUACCAUUCCAUUUACUCCAUUUCAGCCAUUAUUAUGAGCCGUCCUCCACUCACCAGCCUCCUCUGUUACUGAACAGUUGACUCCUUGGACCGGUGAAAUAAUUUCAAUACAUUUAAAUACAGGAAAAAGGCACAAGUUUUUUACCGGGAAUGAGUGGAUUUUCCCAGUUGUUGGGUUACAUCCCAAAUGGCCCCCUAGGCCAUUUAUGUGCCCUAUUUUGACCAAAUAGGGCUCCGGGUCAAAAGUAUUUGUACAAAGGAAAUAGGGGUUUGAAGCAGGGCUUCAGAACCCCAGCAGCAGGUGUCCUAGGUCGAAUAACGGAAGGAAUCCCCCAUUCCAGCCAAACUCACGAAAACAGGGCGAAAAAAAGAAAAGACCGCAGAAAAGAGCAAAAAAAAAAGAACGAACUCCGAAAUGACGAGCGCCAGGACCCACAUGCGCGGACAGCCGCAUCCCGCCUUCCCUCACACCCACCCCUUUCCCCCCUUUUCCAAACCCUCCUCCACCCAUUGUUACAUGAUCUGCUCCAAGGGGGGCUCCCAGAGGGGAGAGGAGAAACACACACACACACACACACACACAAAACACACACCACACAAACAAACUCUAAAAAUACUAACUGCCCCCACCCCUCGCAGGUGUCCAGGGGGUAACUCAUCCCAAAAUUGUCGUUUUUUCGUCGAAACUCUGAGGAGUUAUACGCGGGAUGCAUGAAGUAGCACAACUCUUGCCACGGAUCGCAUAAUUAAGAGCCUCAUUUAGCUGAUAAAAGGAAGCGCUCUCUAUAUAAGAGAGGAGAGCGAGAGAGCUAAGAGAUAGGGAGGAGAGAGCAGAGAUCGAUAGCGAGCUCGCGGACGCAUAGAGAUGCUCUAUCGGAAUGGAGUAGUAGCCUCUGCUCUCGCUCUAUUCUCGAUAUAUCUUCUCUCUCUUCUCUCUCUCUCUCUCUCUUCCUCUCUCUCUUCCUCUCUUCCUGUCUUUUCUCUCUCUGGGGUUUGUCUAGGUCAAAGGCUUGUUGUUGGGUGUUUUGCUAGGACUCCUCCGUGUGUGUGUGUGUGUGUGUUUAUGUAUCUGAUUGUGUAUCUGUAUCUAUUUACAGGAGACUGAACACCCUCAACAAGUGUGCCCUGAUGAGACUGGAGAUCUCCCCACAGAGAAAGAGAGUAAGUUCCACCAUCCUCUUCCACCCUCCUCUUCCACCCUCCCCUUCCACCCUCAUCUUCCAACCUCCUAUUCCACCCUGCUCUUCCACCCUCCUCUUCCACCCUCCUCUUCCACCCUUUCACACCCAAAAAUCCCCUACUUCUUCACAACUUUUCCGAACCCAGUUUAGUUUUUCCUUCCUCUCCUCCAACUCCGGCCUCCUUGUAGCCUGGGGUGUGACAGUCUCUCUCUCUUCUCUUCUCUGUUAAUGAAAAGGCACCUGUCUUCUUAUCAAGCCCUUUGUGAAGUGCCCAAGGCGAGGAAAGAUAGCUUUUAUGUCCAAAUGAAGGGCUUGCUGUUCACGCGGCCAGCCCUCCUUCCUCAGGCCUGAUCCUGAACACACACACAUAUACAGACAUACACACACACAGCACACACACACACUUCCUCAUAUCAUUGUCCAUAAAAGGGAAUAGUAUGUCGCUGAAGUCAUGUCUUUUUUUGCUGUUUGUGUGUGUGUGUGUGUGUGUGUGUGGACGUGUUUAACUAUACUUGUGGGACCAGAAGUCCCCACAAGAAUAGUAAACCAAGAGAAAUUUCACCAACUGGGGUCAAAUGCUUUAUCUAGGGGUUUAGGGUUAAGGUUAGAAUUAGUGUUAGGGUUAGAAUUAGGUUUAGGGUUAGGGUUAGGAGCUAGGUUUAGGGUUAGGGUUAAGGUUAGGUUUUUGGGUUAAGGUUAGGGUUAGGGUUAAUAGGAUUUUGAAUGGGACUGAAUUGUAUGUCCCCACAAGGUUAGCUGCGUACGACUGUGUGUGUGUGUGUGUGUGUGUGUGUGUGUGUGUGUGUGUGUGUGUGUGUGUGUGUGUGUGUGUGUGUGUGUGUGUGUGUGUGUGUGUGUGUGUGUGUGUGUGUGUGUGUGUGUGUGUGUGAAAAUGUAUCUUUCUACGUAGCACGAUUCCUGGAAGCUUGCAUUUCUCAUUUCUCUCCCUCUGGUUUCAUUUGUUAAAUGAAAAACAAGUAAGCUAUUGGCCAUGAUUCCCAGAACCACUGCAAACUAAUCCAAACUAUCCCAAACUAAAUCAAACUACCCAAACUACCCCAAACUAAAUCAAACUACCCCAAACUAAACCAAACCACCCCAAACUAAAUCAAACUACCCCAAACUAACUCAAACUAACCCACCAGGACACUAAGGAGUUUAGUUGUUUGUCAAGAUCCUUCUCCCAUCAACCUCCAUUCUAUAAUUACCUAAAAUCUUAAACAAUAUAGUUCCUUGAUCCAUGUGUGUGUGUGUGUGUGUGUGUGUGUGCGCGUGUGUACGUGUGUGCGAGCUGGUAUUCAAUGGGAUGACCCUCGCUGUGUCACCUUUCAUCAAGGAGUCAACAGAGAAGGGUCAAAGGAGCUAUUUAAUCUCUUCAGACUGACAGUUGUUAACCCCCCUGGUCAGCAUAGCAGCUCAGUGACUUCAUUUCCUACUCUGUGUAUAGAGGAAAGCAGGUAGCCUAGUGGUUAAGAGCGAAGGGUUGCUGGUUCGAAUCCCCAAGCGGACUAGGUGAAACAUCUGCCGAUGUGCCCGUGAGCAAGGCAUUUAACCCUAAUUGUAAUAAGAGCGUCUGCUAAAUGAUUAAAAUGUAAGUGUAUAUCUCUCCCUCUUUUUUGAAAUGUGUUUUCCUCAUGUCUCUUCCCCAUAGUUGUUGAAAUCAGAGAUAUGACGUCGUUUUGACAUGUCAAAACACCCACAGCUGCAGGAGUCAAUGAAUGCCGCUGAAGAUAAGGUUGACCAUCUAGAUAGUUCUAGGUGUUGACAUUGUUGCUAUUGAGCUCAAAAGUCAAACGCCUCCACUAUGGUCGUCAUGACGUCACAGUAUAUCAGACAGAAUGAGUUUCUGGCCGUCAUGAUCAAAGCUAAAGUGAGAAAGGGCUGUGUGUGUGUGUGUGUGUGUGUCGUGGUGAGUGGAGAGCAGGGUCGUAAAAGGAGGACCCAGGGUUUUAUUUUAUGGACUUUUGUCCCCACCGCUCACAGCCACCGUGAAGUCUGAAGUAGGCACCAGUGAAGUCUGGAGGCUCCCGCGCCCCUCCCUGGUCCCCUUGGCAGGCAGUUUCACUUUCCUGAAUUAGGGGGGCAGACUGGCCCUGUGGGAAUGACAGAGCAGUAACACCUCUGUUUCACACCCGGGGGGGGUUUGUGCGUGCCUGCAUGUGCGCCGUGUGUGUGGGGGAAGGGGUUUGACCCUAGCCUGGCCGGCUGGCGUGUGAACUUCUCGGAUCGGGAUGGAAUUUCCUGGAGUCCUCUCGGGACCUGUGUGUGCGUGCGUGCGUGUGUUUGUGUGCGCGCGUGUGUGCGAGAGAGAGAAAGAUAGAGAGACUCUGUUGUCGUUUUCACGGUCAGGGAUAAGUUCCAACGCAAUAACAACCAUUAACCAGCUGUGUGUGAAUCUUAUCUCUGUGAAAUGUCCCAGCGGUCGGGAAGGGAGUUGAGGAAUGUCUACAGAUCUGCUUGUCUGUGAAUAUCCCUGCUGCUCUCACACAAAGAUUGUGUCCCAAACGGCAACCGUUUCCAUAUUUAGUGCACUACUUUUGAUCAGAGCUCUAUGGGCCCUGGUCAUUAGUAGUGCACUACAUAGGGAAUAGGGUGCCAGUUGGGACACACACAAGGUCAUCUGGACUGGACAGAAUACAGGGCAGCUCAUUUGACUGCAUGGCCAUUCACCUUUUAGAAAGAGAGUUCAUGUUAAAAAGUUGUUCACAGAACUGAAACAGAGAAGGAAAAUCUUGAAAAUAUAACGUAUUUUUACUUAAAUUGUAAUCUUAUAGUAAUAAAGUGUCUCCCGCGGGUUGACGUUUAUUGACAUGAAUCUUGCCUUAGAGGCAGAACUGAGAGAUUUCCAGUAGAUGGGCUAUAUUGUAAAAAUUCAUUUUUUUGGCUUAAUUUAAGGUUAGGGUUAGGCAUUAGGGUUAGCAGUGUGGUUAAUGUUAAGGUUAGGGUUAGGCAUUAGGGUUAGCAGUGUGGUUAAGGUUAGGGUUAGGGUUAGGCAUUAGGGUUAGCAGUGUGGUUAAGGUUAGGGUUAGGGUUAGGCAUUAGGGUUAGCAGUGUGGUUAAGGUUAAGGUUAGGGUUAGGUUUAAAACCAGAUUGUAUUACUUUGUGGUUGUGCCAGCUAGUGACCACUCUGCAGAGCUGCCUCCAGUACAAGAUUUUGUCCAGGGUAGGGGAGGGAAUGGCCGGCAGGGGAUGUAGCUCAGUUGGUAGAGCAUGGCGUUUGCAACGCCAGGGUUGUGGGUUCGAUAAAAUAAUGUAUGUGCUAACUGUAAGUCGCUCUGGAUAAGAGCGUCUGCUAAAUGACUAAAAUGUAAAUGUAAAUGUAAGAUUCAUGACGAAAAACACUAACCUGCCCCCAACCCCCUCUCUCUGUCUUCUCUCUCUCUCUCUACUCCAGAGUGAGGAUUCAGACGAGGAAGAGCCAUGUGCCAUCAGUGGCCUUUGGACCUUCCAGCGGGACAGCAAGCGCUGGUCUCGCCUGGAGGAGCUGGAUGUCUUCUUCCUCCCUGGGGACAACCAGCCGCCCUUCCCCCAGGACCAGAGACCCUCAGCCGGUCAAGGGCAGCUCCGCGAGGGCCUGAGCUCCGAGAGCGUGCUGACGGAUCUCAGCGAGCAGCCCGAGGUGGCCUCGCUUCACAGCAGCGGGAGCGGGGGAGAGGGAGGGAAAGUCAAUGGUGCCACAUCUAGCGAUGCCACCCCAGCAACGGGCGCCACCCGCGCCAGCUCGAUGGCCAGCAUGUGCUCCUCCUCGGGCACAGGCGGGUCGUGCGGUGCCAACGAGGACUCGUUCUCUGACGGGGGGCCUCCGCACUCACCAUUGGAGACGACGCUAGGGCGCUUCUCCUUCGAGGGCAAGCCUGGUGGAAUUGUGGAAACAGGAGGGACAGAAGGAAGAGGGAAGAGCACACGCUCACGGGCCAAGAGUUUCCUCAAACGCAUGGAGAGCAUCAGACUGAGGAGCUCCACGUCCAAUAGCAAGAAGAAGAACGGCAUCGGGGGAAGGCCUUCCAAACUGGAGAUCAGCGGGCCAGUCAUCAAAGAAGGACUAGACGACGACAAGCUACGGCGCCUUAACUGCGUUGACAUCUCCAGCCUCACCCUCAACCCGACCCAAACCAUGACCCUGAACCGUAACAGGAGCGUAUCCUACUCCACGCAGACCAGCAGCGGCAGCAUGGGGAGCGCCGGAAGCACGGGCAGCAGCCAAUCGGAAGCAAGCAGCGGGAGCACGGUGAGCACCCCUAGCCCGGUGACGCGAGCCCGAAGUCACACCACCGCAGCGGGGGCCAGUAAGAGAGGUGGGAUGUACCUGGAAGGUUUUGACCCAUUAAACGUGUUCCUACAGCCGCCCGGAGAACAACAACCCCCUGGUUCAACCCAACCCAAAACCGCACAGCAACCACUUCAACAACAGCCUAGUAACCGGACAGUGGGCGAGCAAAACCGCCACAAGUGUGGCGGCCAAAGCAAGCAUGGUCACCUCAACAGAGAGGAAGAGGAGGAGGAAGGCGUGAUUUUCUUCUUCCUCCCCGAAGGCCACAAACCGGGCACGUUCCCCAAAGCGCUCGGCGAUGGCAAACAACCACCGCAAAGUGGAAAUGACGAAUACAGGUGUCUUGCCGGCACCGGCGGACGCCUACUCGGCAGCCGAUGCCAAACGCGUCGCAGCUCCACCGGCUCGGCGGACAGCCGCCUGAGUUUCUACGACAACGUGCCCAUCGUGGCCUAUCAAGGCGAGGAAGACGACGAUGACGACGAAGAAGGGGAGGGGCCUAAGUUGGAGGAGGUGCUGGAACGCGUCAGCGGCCUGCAGCGAUUCGUCAACGCCUGGACGGACAGGGUGGCAGCCGGAGAAGAAGACGAAGAAGAAGAAGAAGAGGGGGAUUCGGAUUCAGCGUUGGAUUCCGCGUCUCCGUGUCCGUCCUCACCUUUGCAGAACCGGCUGGAGGAGACGGACAACGGGAGCGACCAGGACAGCACGGGCAACCCUCUGGGAGAAGGACAGGGGGAAGAAGGAGAUGAGGAAGAAGGAGAGGGGGAAGAAUCCAUGAGGGAGAGGAGCGACUCCGGAGUGGGAGCCUCUCUCACCAGAUCUAACAGGUCAGUAAUAAAUUAAUGAAUCCCCUCUCUGUUAAACAAUCUAUAGAUAUCACCAAUAUUGUUAUUGUCCCAAUUUGGGAAAUGUCCUGUGUGUUAAGAUGAAGGACUGGCGAGUUCAAUUCUACAUUCUUAAGUGUUUGGAUUUAGGGUUGAGAGAGAAAGGGUGAGAGGGGGGUGAGAGAGAGGGUGAGAGAGAGGGGGGUGAAGAAGGAAGUUCAGAAAUAAAGAGAAAGAGAGAGAUGGGUAGAGGUACAGAAAGAGAAAGAGAGAGAUGGGUAGAGGUACAGAAAGAGAAAGAAAUCAAGUUAGAUGGAGGGAGAAACACAGACAGAGUUGACAUGUUGAGACGACUCUCCUAACCCUAACCCUUACGUAACCGGCUGUCACGGCGAUGAGAUGCGGUGAAUACCUCGGACCUCGGAAUGCCGAUCCGUCUCCGCGGAGAUGCAGCCAUUCCCUCAGGAAUCCACAGACAGAAUUCCAGAAGGUUUCAUACGCUCCCAUAGCCGCUGACAGGCUAAAUCAGUGCUUCCCAACUCCAGUUCUUGAGUACCCCAUAAGCAUCCAUUUUUGUUGUAUCCCCUGACAAACUUACCUGAUUCAACUCAUUUAGGGCUUAUAUAAUAUAAUAUGCCAUUUAGCAGACGCUUUUAUCCAAAGCGACUACAUUUUUACAUAUGGGUGGUCCCGGGGAUUGAACCCACUACCCUGGUGUUACAAGCGCCAUGCUCUACCAAUUGAGCUACAGAGGAUGAUUAGUGUGUUUUGUGUAUAUUUCCCUAAUAUAUGUUAACCUAUAUAUUUACACAUAUAUAUUUUACAUACAUAUUUGCUAUUUAUAUGAAAUUCUUUGCAUACAUUUGUGUUUGUAUUUGGAAGUUUGAUUGUGCUUCUGAUAGCUUCGGAUAGCCCUCAGUAUUUUUCUGUAUGUUGUGCAAUAUAUUAGGUAAACGCAUAUAUUUAGUGAACAUAUAUUUCUCCCACCUCUACCGAAGGUCUCAGAAGCUGCGUUGGCCCAGUUUCCAGUCCUCUCACCGGCCCAGUCACUCCUGGGCCCAGCGGCAGAUCGGCUGCCAGUCAGUACUGCAGAUGAACCUGCUCCAGAAGCUCUGCCUGCUACAGCUUACAGCCCUCCUGGAGAAACACACCCCCACCAACAAACACGGCUUCAGCUGGUGAGUCGGCGGCGGCGGCCAUUUUGAAUAGUCAAGGUUCAUAACACUUUGGGUUUGGAGUUUGUGGCAAACACAUUGGAAGUUUUUCUCACAAGAGGUCUCACAUGAAAACAGUUGAAAAUGCAUGCCCCAAAAAAUGAUAUAGAGUGUAUGUAUAAAAAUCCUUGUUAGCCUGUAGCCUGUUCCCUAACAGCCUAUGGCCUAUAGCCUAGCAUGCUGCUCCGAUAGCGCUAGUUGUAGCCUAGGCCUACAAACAAAUAGACAACCGUAACAAUCAUAGUCUCUAUUUUUCCUCUUGUCAUUCCAUCCGCAUUACGUGUUUUUCCUCUAGUUGGAAUUCCUUCCGCUAUUCUCCCACAACUAGCAGGCUGUUGGGUCUG